AUAGUUCCUUCGACCACGUCAAUCUAGUAGUAUUAUUUUUUAAGGAAUAAUUAUUAAAAUGUCAUUGAGUAGAGACGAAAAGUUACAGGAUAUUAAGAAUUUUUUACAACAUGACUUAAUUGCCUCCGAUUUAAAGCUUAGCUUGUUCAUUAGCGCUUCAAAAUGCUACAAGAAAGACUUUUUAGUAAACCCAUUUCCAUCGUUCUACAUAAAAAAUGAUAUAAAGGAUUUUGAUAAACUGGCCAGUGAUCUGGAUCAGAUUCCUCCAUUGGAAGAGUUGCUGUUGCUUUUGAUUGCUGAAUUCGGAAGUGAACAAAUUUUGACUGAUUCUGUGGUUGACUUACUGCAUUGGGUAUUAAUUGAGUAUUUAAAGUAUGAUAUACAGACUGUCCACAAAUCUAAGCAUGAUGAAAUAUUAUCGUUAUCUAAAAGCACUGGAAAAUAUCAAGUACCGAAUUAUGUUUUUCAAAUCAAUUACAAAAAUACAUCCGGAUCAGAGAGGAAAUUUAAUCAACUAAAAUUUGGUAAUACAACAAAAUUUGCUUUUCAUGGGACGAAAUUCUAUUGCAUGUAUUCCAUUCUUAAUUAUGGAUUACAACAGCAUUUAAAUAAAACAGCUUUGUUCGGCGAAGGGCUAUAUUUUUCAUAUGAACUUCAAGUAAGUCAAUUAUUCAGUCAGUCGGUCUUAAGCUGGAAUAAAAGUAAAUUAGGUGAACUAGUAAGUUGCACGGCAGUUUGUGAAUACAUAGAUGAUCCACUCUACACAAAGAUUCGCAAAGAAAAUGCAAAGAACUCUGAUAUUCCACAAAACUACUUGCUGAUAACAAAUAAUGAAAUUGUUCGUCCUCGAUAUCUACUUGUUUAUGGAUCAAAUAAACCAUCACUUAAGAAGUCAACAUCAGCAAAUCUUGUAAAUAACCCAACAGUGUUAAUUGAUGAACCAAGAACUUUCUUCACAUGGUGCCGAAGGAAUCCGUUGAUUGUGUCAGCUGCCAUUUAUCUUCUAUUAUUAUUUCUAGUGGGAUUAAGCAGUCAUAGAAGUUUCGAUCAUUAUAAAAAUAUCUUCAUAAAUUUUUUUAAAAAGCGAUUUAAGUUUGAAUGACAUCGAAUGGCUAAUGAAGUUUACACAUAAUUUAUUUAAUAAAAAGUGCUUUCUCGAGUCAAACGCACAAUUUUUUCGGAAACUACUUUAACAUAAUUUAUUUGUUUUGUUUCUAUUCCUUUAGUUCUGUCCAGACAUGAAUUUUGAAAGAAAAUCAGCUGGCUUAGGUUCAACGGUUUCUUGCCAAUAGUUCUAAAAUGUCCUUUCUGUUUCCAUUGUUUAGUGCAUUCCUUUAAUUCCAUUUGACCCUUGAUUACAAGCAUAUCAAUAACACGAACAUCUGAAACCUCCUUGUGUCUCAAAAACAUCUCUCUGAGCUUUGACUUGCACUGUUCCUCACUUUUUGGGAUGUCAAAUUUAUCAACUGAAAUAGAUGAUGUAAUGAUACCAAGCUUUAUAUAGAUUUAAAACACGUCGUCUAGCUUCAUCCCGGUCCAACGAUAAAAUUGGUCGCACUUGCUGAAUUACCCGCUUUACUGGUUCCUUUGCAGCCAUUGAAAAUAAAUUUUCAGAAAAAUUCUUAAAUUUUCUACUUUAUUUUGCGAACGUGCCUAAAUGAUGUUAC
Chironomus riparius is the source of this 1667-nucleotide messenger RNA. The record is from the annotation of a GenBank genome assembly. Lineage: Eukaryota; Metazoa; Arthropoda; Insecta; Diptera; Chironomidae.